Messenger RNA from Phacochoerus africanus (Common warthog), 515 nucleotides. Its product is annotated as beta-defensin 123-like. The record is from RefSeq and is a predicted model, not a curated record. Gene Ontology annotation, cellular component: extracellular region. Lineage: Eukaryota; Metazoa; Chordata; Mammalia; Artiodactyla; Suidae. Gene Ontology annotation, biological process: innate immune response. The coding region runs from base 211 to 414 and encodes 67 amino acids. The transcript is spliced from 2 exons.
AGACGGAAGGCAGCGUGCCAGCUCAGGGCGUGUGGCCGCACCCUGUGGGCUCAGGGCACGCGGGGGCUGUGCCCGCGGGCAGCUGAAGGCAUGUGCGGGUGACAUCUGUUCCAGCUGGACCAAGAGAGCGGGAUCCAGAGUGGCCAGAGCUCUCCUCCAUUAGCUUUGCCAUCUCAUCGGACUUGCAGCCUCACUUGGCUGCUUCCAGCCAUGAAGCUCCUUUUGCUGACUCUGGCCACACUGCUGCUCCUGUCCCAACUCUCUCCAGGUGGCACCAAAAAAUGCUGGAAUCUUCACGGCAAAUGCCGCCAGAAAUGCUUCGGGAAGGAACGGGUCUAUGUUUACUGCACAAAUAAUAAAAUGUGCUGUGUGAAGCCCAAGUAUCAGCCAAAAGAAAAUCCUUGGAAAUUUUAAGUUCUCUGAAGCCCAGAGCCAUCCAAAUGCAGAUGAAGCCACCCUGAGUGGACUCCCCGGGGGCGGGCUCUCAAGCUCUGUCAAUAAACCCCUCUGGCUGA